AUGAGUUUGAAGGGUUUCCAGAAGAGCAUCGUUCGCGCACCGCAACAAUUCAAGGCGAAAUUCAACAUCGGCGAACACACCAAAGAUGCAAUCUACCAAGAUGCAGAGCGCCGAUUUCAAGAACUCGAAAAAGAGACCAAGAAGCUUCAUGACGAGUCGAAGAAGUACUUCGAUGCCAUAAAUGGCAUGCUGAAUCAUCAAAUUGAGUUCUCCAAGUCUAUGACAGAAUUAUAUAAACCCAUUUCGGGUCGUGCCUCGGAUCCAAGUACAUAUACCAUUGAAGGCAACCCUGAGGGAAUUCGCGCCUGCGAAGAAUAUGAAGCGAUUGUCCGCGAUUUACAGGAAUCUCUUGCGCCCGAGUUGGAGCUGAUCGAAACUCGGAUUGUCAGUCCUGCGAACCAAUUACUGGAGGUGAUCAAGGUGAUCCGCAAGGUCGCAGUGAAACGAGACCAUAAGAAGCUGGACUAUGACCGUCACCGGAACUCGCUGAAGAAGCUGCAAGAAAAGAAGGACAAGUCGCUGAAGGACGAAAAGGCGCUCUACAAAGCGGAAAACGAUGUGGAGCAGGCCACUCAAGAAUACAACUACUACAAUGACCUGCUCAAAGACGAGCUGCCGAAACUCUUUGCUCUUGAGGCGGAGUUUAUCCGUCCACUCUUUCAAUCGUUCUACUACAUGCAGCUGAAUGUAUUCUACACCCUUCACGAGAAGAUGCAAGGCAUGAACAUCGACUAUUUCGACCUGACACUAGACGUCGAGGAGGCCUAUGAGAAGAAGCGCGGUGAUGUUAAGGAGCGUGCAGAAAGCCUUACCAUUGUUCAUUUCAAGACCAAGGGUCUGGGUCGACAGACCUCGAAAUUCACACCUCCCGGCAAGGACAAGAUGGCGUACGAGAGCAAGAGCACUUUCUCCCAUACUAAUCGCUCCGAGGACACCGAUAACCCUCCUCCACCAUACUCAGCGUCUGCAAGCACUGUUGCAGCCGCCAAAGCCAAGCCGGCACCUCCACCACCCAAGCCCAAGCCUGCUCGGUUCAAUGCUCCCGUCGAAACUGUAACAGCACUGUACGAUUACGAAGCACAGGCGCACGGGGACCUCAGCUUCUCCGCUGGCGACGUGAUUGAGAUUAUCAGCCGAACAGACAACCAAAAUGAAUGGUGGUCCGGUAAAGUCGAUGGAAGGGAGGGCCAAUUCCCAGGUAAGUAA
Messenger RNA from Aspergillus clavatus NRRL 1, 1206 nucleotides. Its product is annotated as amphiphysin. The record is from RefSeq and is a predicted model, not a curated record. Gene Ontology annotation, molecular function: lipid binding; protein binding. Bases 1 to 1206 code for a protein of 401 amino acids. NCBI's taxonomy places the organism in Eukaryota, Fungi, Ascomycota, Eurotiomycetes, Eurotiales, Aspergillaceae. Gene Ontology annotation, biological process: actin cortical patch localization; plasma membrane tubulation; endocytosis. Gene Ontology annotation, cellular component: actin cortical patch; Rvs161p-Rvs167p complex; medial cortex. The transcript has 2 exons.